This is a messenger RNA of Myotis daubentonii (Daubenton's bat), 2466 nucleotides long. RefSeq names its product T-box transcription factor 1 (gene TBX1). The record is from RefSeq and is a predicted model, not a curated record. Lineage: Eukaryota; Metazoa; Chordata; Mammalia; Chiroptera; Vespertilionidae. Gene Ontology annotation, biological process: positive regulation of DNA-templated transcription; regulation of transcription by RNA polymerase II; cell fate specification. Gene Ontology annotation, molecular function: DNA-binding transcription factor activity, RNA polymerase II-specific; RNA polymerase II cis-regulatory region sequence-specific DNA binding. Gene Ontology annotation, cellular component: chromatin; nucleus.
CUGGGCUGGGCCCAGGCGGCCCCUGGUGUUUCAUCCGUGCUCCACUGCCUUGGGCUGGGGCUGAGUGCUCCCGGUAUAAUCACCUUCCCGCUGGGGCUGUAGAAGCUGACGGAGAGAACCCUGGCCUCAGUGGGAGCAGUGGGAUGUCCGAGGGGCCCUGGUCAUGGAGGUCCCUGGGAGCAGAGGCGAGGGGCCAGGAACUUGAAAAGCAGAAGGGCCCUGUGCUCUCAGGGCGCCCCACCCGGCUGGGCCCCUCGGCUGCCACUGGUCGGGAGUGGGGGGCCGUGACGCCAUAAUCCCCUGGGUCCGGGCUAACGGCUGUGAGUGGCACCGCAGGCUCCCGCCCCCGGUUCCCGUGGGCUGGGCCGGCCUCGGUGCGGCUGGGUGCACGCAGUCGGAGGCGGCGCCGGCCAGGCCGCCGGGCGCCUAUGGACGCGCGGAGCCCGCUGUCUCCCCGGGCCAGCGCGUUCAGCAUCGCCUCUCUGGUUGCAGCAGAGGCCGCAGAGCGUGCCGCCCGCCUGGGCCCCGGGUCCCCCAACCGGGCGAAGCUUCACCGGCUGCUGGAAUCCCCGGCCGGGAUGCACUUCAGCACCGUCACCAGGGACAUGGAAGCCUUCACGGCCAGCAGCCUGAGCAGCCUGGGGGCCGCCGGGGGCUUCCCGGGCGCCGCGUCGCCGGGCGCGGACCCAUACGGCCCGCGCGAGCCGCCGCCGCGCUACGACCCGUGCGCCGCCGCCGCCCCUGGCGCCCCUGGCCCGCCGCCGCCGCCGCCGCACGCCUACCCGUUCGCGCCGGCCGCCGGGGCCGCCACCAGUGCCGCUGCCGAGCCCGAGGGCCCUGGGGCCAGUUGCGCGGCCGCCGCCAAGGCGCCGGUGAAGAAGAACGCGAAGGUGGCCAGCGUGAGCGUGCAGCUUGAGAUGAAGGCUCUGUGGGACGAAUUCAAUCAGCUGGGCACCGAGAUGAUCGUCACCAAGGCUGGCAGGCGCAUGUUCCCCACCUUCCAAGUGAAGCUCUUCGGCAUGGACCCCAUGGCUGACUACAUGCUCCUCAUGGACUUUGUGCCCGUGGACGACAAGCGCUACCGGUACGCCUUCCACAGCUCCUCCUGGCUGGUGGCCGGGAAGGCAGACCCUGCCACUCCAGGCCGAGUGCACUACCACCCAGACUCGCCUGCCAAGGGCGCACAGUGGAUGAAGCAAAUCGUGUCCUUCGACAAGCUCAAACUGACCAACAACCUGCUGGACGACAACGGCCACAUUAUUCUCAACUCCAUGCACAGAUACCAGCCCCGCUUCCAUGUGGUCUACGUGGACCCGCGCAAAGAUAGUGAGAAAUACGCCGAGGAGAACUUCAAAACCUUUGUGUUCGAGGAGACGCGCUUCACGGCCGUCACUGCCUACCAGAACCACAGGAUCACGCAGCUCAAGAUCGCCAGCAACCCUUUCGCCAAAGGCUUCCGAGACUGCGACCCCGAAGACUGGCCCCGUAACCACCGGCCCGGCGCGCUGCCGCUCAUGACCGCCUUUGCGCGCUCGCGGAACCCGGUGGCCUCCCCCGGGCAGCCCAACGGCGCGGAGAAAGACGCGGCCGACGCCCGGCGAGAAUUCGAGCGCGAUGCGGGCGGGCCGGCCGUGCUCGGGGACCCGGCGCCCCCGCCGCCGCUGCUGGCGCGCGUGCUGAGCCCCGCGUUGCCCGGGGCUGGCGGCGCCGGUGGCCUCGUCCCGCUGCCCGGCGCGCCCGGAGGCCGGCCCAGCCCCCCGCACCCCGAGCUGCGCCUGGAGGCGCCCGGCGCGUCGGAGCCGCUGCACCACCACCCCUACAAGUACCCGGCAGCCGCCUAUGACCACUACCUCGGGGCCAAGAGCCGGCCGGCGCCCUACCCGCUGCCCGGCCUGCGCGGCCACGGCUACCACGCGCACGCACACUCGCACCACCACCCGGUGAGCCCGGCGGCCGCGGCCGCCGCCGCCGCCGCUGCCGCUGCCGCCGCCGCCAACAUGUACUCGGCAGGGGCCGCGCCGCCUGGCUCCUACGACUACUGCCCCAGAUAACGCGGCCGCCCCCCCGCGGGCCCGGGCAGCCCUGAGGCCGGCAGGGAACGCGCCCCAGCCCCGGGCCUCCGCGGGUCCCCCCUUCUCCAGCCUCGCAGCCACGGGGUCCUCCGCCCUCCGCCCAAGCGCUGUCGGAAGAUCUGGUUCUCCAGCCCGGGCACCACCGCGGCCCCCCUCCUCCCCAGCCCGGAGGGCCACGGGCCGCGCCGCCAGUGCCAAAGCGCCCGGUCAGCGCGGAAGGAAGUGAUAUUUAUUGUUCUCCGCGAGACCGCGUCGCCCCCGGCCCGGCCAGCAGCUGCCGUGUACACGACCCGGGAGCCCUGUCUGCAGGCGGUGUAGAUACGUGUAGAUAUUUGUAGAUACUGUAGAUAUCGCGCCUUCAGCGACUUGAUAAACGGUUUCGCCUCUUUUGGAA